AUGCUGCGCCAGGCCACCGAGGUGUGGGCGGAGCGUCACGCGGCGGCGCCCGAGCUCUGUCGGCUCGUCUGGACGCACCGCGCCAUCCUCGAGUACCACACCGAGCCUCAGCUGGCCCGGGCCGCCGCCGAGCUCAGUCAGCUGCCGCUCUUCGACACGCUGGACGAUCUGUGGCCGGCGGCCGACACCGUGCUGCGCGGUGACCUGCUCUCGGUGCCGGUGGGCGCGCACACGGCCACCGACGGCGGCCGCCUGCUGAGCCUGGCCGCCAACGCCUGGCACGCCGUCUGCUUCUGCCUGCUGCUGGAAUACCUGCCGACGCCGGCGCUGCGGUACGCGUGCUGCCGGCGGGCGGCGCGCCUGCUGCGGCCCGAGGGCGUGCUGGUGGUGGUCAGCCCCGACUCGGCUCACCGCACCGCCAACGGGCCCCUCUACCGCGCCUGGCGGCUGGCGCUCGGCACGCUCGGGCUCGUCCGCGUCAGGUACGAGAAAACUCUGCACCUGCACUGCAUGGUGUUCCGCAAAUCGGUGCACCCGGACCUGGUGGCUGUCGAGGCUCUGGCGCACAUCCGCCAGGACGCGGCGCGCGGCCGGCUGACCUGGAUCCGCCCUCCCUCCGAUCCCCCGGCACCUGCCCAGUUCAGUCCCUCCGACCACAACGCGUCCGAGUUCUGUGAGCCCCCUCCCAAGCGCUCGUCUACCUCUCCCGAAUCUCCUCCGAGGGCCCUUCACGGGAGCCCGUCCGCCUCCCCUGAGCCCGCUCUCAAGGGUCCGUCGGUCCCUCUUGAGCCCCCUCACAGGAGCCCGUCCGCUCCCCUGAGCCCACUCACAAGGACUC
This is a messenger RNA of Pollicipes pollicipes, 838 nucleotides long. RefSeq names its product S-adenosylmethionine sensor upstream of mTORC1. The transcript is spliced from 4 exons. The record is from RefSeq and is a predicted model, not a curated record. Lineage: Eukaryota; Metazoa; Arthropoda; Thecostraca; Pollicipedomorpha; Pollicipedidae. Gene Ontology annotation, biological process: negative regulation of TORC1 signaling. The annotation marks the transcript as partial.